GAGCUUAGCGGGGACGGGGACGAGGACGAGGACGAGGAAACCUUUGAGCUGCGGACCCCGAGUCCAGCGGGCGGCGGGAGGCGCCGAGGAAUGUGGCGAGGCCGGCUGGGCGGCUCGAACGCCUGGGUCCCCCUCCGCUCCCAGUUCGCAAGCGCGGAGGCCAGAUGCGAGAGCUCCCGCUGCGGAGACCUGGACGAGGGAGAGAAGUCAUCCCAGGAUUGGGGUCUGUGGAGGGGACCCCACGGAGAGGGAGGUGGGGGCUCUUUGAGGACCCCUCCUCAUUACCCUGCCACUCAGGACAGAACUCUCGGCUUUCCCCGGGAGGCAGUGUGGAAGAAGGGAAAAUGAGGAGGAGAGGGUGCCUUGGAGCCUGGCAGAAAGAGCUCACCUCUCCUGUUUCAAAGAUGGGGAAACUAAGGCCCGGAGACGGGAAGAGACUUGCCCAAGGUUCCACAGGUCCCCUGGAAGUGACGCUGACUCAGCCAGUGAGGAGCGGGCCUGUCUCCAACAGGCUGCAGAGCUGGGAGGAGACUUGGAGCCUCAUCCCGGAGAAAGGGCUGCCGGAGGACGACCCGGACAUCGUUGUGAAAGGUUGGCUGUACCGGGAGCCCCGCGGAGGAGGGGCGCGGCCCUGGCUGCCCCCGCGCCGAGCCUGGUUUGUGCUCACGCGGGACUCCCUGGAUCAGUUCAGCAGCAGCGGGAAAGGGGCGCGGCGUCUCGGGAGCCUCGUGCUCACCAGCCUGUGCUCGGUGACCGGCCCAGAGCGCAGGCGUAAGGAGACAGGUCUGUGGUCAGUGACUGUGUCUGGUCGGAAACACAGUGUCCGCCUCUGCUCCCCACGCCAGGCAGAGGCUGAGCGCUGGGGGGUGGCAUUGCGGGAAGUGAUCGCCUCCAAGGCACCCCUGGAGACCCCCACCCAGCUACUGCUCAGGGACAUACAGGAAAGUUGCGGGGACCCAGAGGCCGUUGCCCUCAUUUACCUGAGGAACCCGAUUCUGAGACACACUAGUGGAGCCUUGUACGCCCCGCUCCUGCCCCUGCCCUAUGGAGUCAGCGCCCCAGGUCCGGGCUAUGCACCCCUGCGCGAGGAGGCGGUGCGGCUGUUCUUGGCGCUGCAGGCGCUGGAGGGGGCGCGGCGCCCUGGGCCCUUGAUGCAGGGUGUGCUCCAAACCUGCCGGGACUUGCCCGCGCUCCGGGAUGAACUCUUCCUGCAGCUGGCUAAGCAGACCUCCGGCCCUGCAGGCCCCCCCGGGCUCCCGGCUACCCAAGACCCUGCGGCCCUGCGGUACUGGCAACUCCUCACCUGCAUGAGCUGCACCUUCCGACCUGGGGGAGCUGUGCGGGGGCACCUCCUGGGGCACUUGGAGAGGACCGAGCAGGCACUCCCGGACUCGGAACUUGCGGAAUAUGCGCGCUUCAUCCGGAAAGCGCUGGGCCGGACGCGCGGCCGAGAGCUGGUGCCCUCGCUGGCGGAGAUUUCCGCGUUGAGCCAACGGCAGGAGCUGCUGUGUACCGUGCACUGUCCGGGGGCUGGUGCCUGUGCUGUGGCCAUCGACUCCCACACCACGGCGGGGGAGGUGGCUCGAGAGCUGGUGGGGCGGCUGGGCUUGGCCCGGAGCCGCAACGCAUUCGCGCUGUACGAGCAGCGAGGCGCCCAGGAGCGAGCCCUGGCUGGGGGGACCCUCGUGGCCGACGUGCUCACCAGGUUUGAGAACUUGGCCGCGGAGGAAGCUGGGUUGGAGGACUCGCCUGACUCCGGGUGGAGACUAUGUCUGCGUCUUCACGGACCUCUGCACCCUGAGGGGCUGUCCCCAGACGGUCACGAACUGCCUUUCCUCUUUGAGCAGGCUCACGCUCUGCUGCUGCGGGGCCGGCCGCCCCCACCCGACGACACGCUGCGCGCCCUGGCGGCGCUGCGCCUGCAGAGCCUGCACCGGGACUUCUCUCCGCGGGUGCCCCUGCCCCGCCUGGACCGCCUGCUCCCGCCCCCGGCCCCGCCGCGCGAAGACCCGCCCCGCCCGACCUCCAGGCCGCCCCCUUCCGCUGCCCUGCUGGCCGGGGCGCUCUGGAGCCCGGGCCUGGCCAAGAGGCGGGCGGAGCGGGCCCGGCGCGGCGGGGCCGGCCGCACUGCGGGAAGCAUUGCCCGCGAGGGAGGAGGCGGCGCCGGCACGGCAGCUGCCGUGCUGGGCGGCUGGAAGCGGCUACGGGGCAUGGGCCGAGCUGAGGCCAUGGCCGCCUACCUGGCCCUGGCGGCGCAGUGUCCGGGGUUCGGCGCUGCUCGGUAUGACGUUCUGGAGCUGAGCACGGAGCCUGGUGGGGGUGCUCCACAGAAGCUGUGCCUGGGCUUGGGAGCCAAGGCCAUGUCCCUCUCCCGGCCGGGGGAGACAGAGCCCAUCCACAGUGUCAGCUAUGGCCAUGUGGCCGCCUGCCAACUAAUGGGCCCCCACACCCUGGCCUUGAGGGUAGGAGAGAGCCAGCUCCUCCUGCAGAGCCCCCAGGCAGAGGUUGCAGUGAGCCGAGGCACUUCAGCCUGGCAACAGAGCAAGACUCCGUCUCAACAACAACAACAACAACAACAACAACAGAAUGUUAGAAGAGCAGAAAGAACCAAGUAUAACUGGCACAUAGAAAUGAAGGAGAGAGGCUGGGCGCAGUGGUUCAUGCCUGUAAUCCCAGCACUUUGGGAGGCCAAGACGGGCAGAUCACGAGGUCAGGAGAUCGAGACCAUCUUGGCUAACACGGUGAAACCCCGUUUCUACUAAAAAUACAAAAAAUUAGCCGGGCGUGUUGGCGGGCGCCUGUAGUUCCAGCUACUCGGAAGGCUGAGGCAGGAGAAUGGCGAGAACCCGGGAGGCGGAGCUUGCAGUGAGCUGAGAUCGUGCCACUGCACUCCAACCUGGGGGACACAGCGAGACACAGCGAGACUCCAUCUCAAAAAGAAAAAAAAAAGAAGGAGAGAGUGGUGAUAAGGAAGGAAAGGUUGCAGGGCCAGAGCACGUAGGACCCUGGUGGGGAAGCUGGAGCCCUAGAGCCUGGAGAAAGGAUGAGAAAAAGAAGAGAACCUGGCAGCCCCUGUUGCACACUGACCUCUGC
Molecule: messenger RNA, 3093 nt
Organism: Symphalangus syndactylus (siamang)
Lineage: Eukaryota; Metazoa; Chordata; Mammalia; Primates; Hylobatidae
Gene: PLEKHH3
Product: pleckstrin homology, MyTH4 and FERM domain containing H3
Cellular component (GO): cytoskeleton
Source: RefSeq, a predicted model, not a curated record